This is a messenger RNA of Saccostrea echinata, 6643 nucleotides long. RefSeq names its product protein diaphanous homolog 2-like. The transcript is spliced from 23 exons. Gene Ontology annotation, biological process: actin filament polymerization; actin cytoskeleton organization. Gene Ontology annotation, cellular component: cytoplasm; actin filament. The record is from RefSeq and is a predicted model, not a curated record. The coding region runs from base 69 to 3617 and encodes 1182 amino acids. Gene Ontology annotation, molecular function: small GTPase binding; microtubule binding; actin binding. NCBI's taxonomy places the organism in Eukaryota, Metazoa, Mollusca, Bivalvia, Ostreida, Ostreidae.
GGACAAGUUUUGUGUUUGAAUCAUAAUGUUUUAAUCCCUUAAUUUGAGUUUUUAAAGUGUGAAGAAUCAUGGACAAAAAGGAUAAGCGAAACAGUUUCUUGGACAAGGUGGUACGCAAUACUGUCAGGAUAGGAAAAGACAAAUCCUCAAAGUCAAAAGAAAAAGACAUCAAAGCUGCCACAUGGUCUAGUCGCCUCCCCUCCUCGGGGGACUCCGAAACCACCAAUGGGACGCAGUAUGGUUUUGGACCUUCUCCACAGGACAACAUUGGCACCUUGUCAGACCUAGAGGUCCUUGAAAGAUUUGAGAAACUGCUGGAUGACAUGAAUCUUACGGAGGAGAAGAAAGCCCCACUGAGAGCUUGGGAUAUACCAGCCAAGAAGAAAAUGCUGGCCAUGCAGGUCACUGCAGUCAAGGCCAAACAGAGAGAUCUAGACACACCACAGAACUUUGUGGCAGAACUUCGUAAUGCCGAUUUAAAGGGAGAGAAGCGUCUCCGAGUCUUGGAAUCCCUCCGAGUGUCUUUGACAAGUAACCCUGUCAGCUGGGUGGUUGAGUUUGGACUUGAUGGUCUCAAUGGUAUCUUACGGAACUUGACUUACUGCUGUGACUCUAAGACAGAGAGGAAGAGCACAUAUGAAUGUGUCAGAUGUCUAAAAGCUUUCAUGAACAACAAAUUUGGGCUGAUGCAGAUUAUUCAGCACGACGAGGCCCUGACAAUUCUGUCACGGACCGUGGACCCAUCAGACCCUACCACAAUGUUAGAGGCUGUACGUCUUCUAGCUGCCAUCUGCCUGGUUCCUCCAGAUGGGCAUGAGAAAGCAUUGGAGGGUAUAACAGUGUGUGGGGAGAUUCGGGGGAGGGACAGGUUUAUCCCUGUAAUUAUGGGGCUAGGUAUGAGAGACAAUCAGCCCAUGCAGGUGGCAUGUAUUCAGUUAGUGAAUGCCAUUGUCAGUACGCCUGAUGAUCUGGACUUUAGACUCCAUCUACGUAAUGAAUUCAUGAGGACUGGACUCAUUGAUUUGAUUGGUUCACUAAACAGUCAGCAGGAUGAAGAACUUCAGACACAUUUACAGAUUUUUAAAGAUCACCAGGAUGAGGAUUUUGAAGAGUUUUCACAUCGCUAUGACAACAUCAGGGUGGAAUUUGAAGAUCCUCAGCAGUGUUUUACCCUGAUCCAGAACUCGGUGAAGGACACAAUAGCCGAGCCUUACUUCCUCUCUAUACUACAACAUUUACUCUGUAUCAGAGAUGACAUGUUUUCUAGGCCCCAGUAUUAUAAAUUAAUAGAAGAAUGUGUCACUCAGAUAGUACUUCACAGAAGUGGGACUGACCCAGAUUUUCGACACACAAAACGAUUUGAAAUUGAUGUUGAACCUCUUCUUAGUAAUUUAACAGAGAAGUCUAAAUAUGAAGAUUUUGAGGGCAGUAUAAUUGAAGUUAACAAUAAGUUAGAAACGGCCCUCACUGCGAAACAGGAAUCUGAGGCUCGGGCCAUGACUCUAGAGGAGAAGCUCAAACAAUACGAACAAGAAGUGGCUGACAUGAAAGAAAAGAUUCGACAGGGCAUUGGGGAUACAAUCAUAGCUGGCAAAGGUCCAGGGGGAACAGGUGCUCCACCACCACCUCCAGCCCCUCCACCUCCUGGUGGAGUACCUCCCCCACCCCCACCACCUCCUCCUCCAGGUGGUGCACCACCUCCUCCACCCCCACCACCAGGAAUGGGACCCCCUCCUCCUCCACCACCACCUGGGGCUCCAGGAGCACCACCUCCCCCUGGUAUUGUGAGCCCACCUUCCAGCAAAUUGCCAUACGGAAUGUCUCCUAAAAGGAAGUAUGAAUUAGGAGUUCAGACGAAACGCAUCAACUGGAAUAAGGUGCAAGCAAAUAAAAUGGAUAAAGAAGCAUUUUGGGUCAAUGUCCAUGAAGACAAAUUUGAGGACCCAAAUUUAUUUGCAGGUCUCCUUGAGAAUUUUGCAGUUGCAACCAAAGGGAAGAAAAAGGAAACUGAUCAUGAAGAGGUGGAAGUGAAGAAGAAAGCCAAAGAACUAAAAGUUCUGGAUCCAAAGUCAGCACAGAAUCUGUCAAUUCUUCUGGGUUCCAUCAAGGUCCCCUUCAAAGAAAUAAAGCGUCGAAUCUUAGAGGUAGAUGAGGAUAAUUUAAAUACUGCUAUUCUGGAGCAGUUAUUACGGUACAUGCCUGAGCCAGAGCAGAUGAAGCAGAUUGCCAGUCUCAAGGACCACUAUAAUGAACUCGCUGAACCAGAACAGUUUGCUGUUGAGAUGUCAAGCAUAAAGAGAAUCCAUCCCCGCCUUAAUUCCAUGCUGUUUAAGAUGACUUUCCCCGAGAUGGUCCAGGACAUCAAACCAGAUUUGGUGGCAGCAAAAGAGGCUUUAGAAGAAAUCAAAACUAGCGGCAAAUUUGCUAAAAUCUUGGAACUGAUUUUACUGAUAGGCAACAUUUUAAAUGCUGGAUCAAGGAAUGCACAAUCUGUAGGGUUCGACAUCAGUUUUCUUCCCAAGCUCCAAAACACAAAGGCCAGUGAUGGUAAGACGACCUUGGUCCAUUACUUAGCUAAGAUUGUGGAGGAGAGGUACCCAGAUCUGAUUUCAUUUACUGAGGAGCUGUCUUAUGUAGAGAGGGCAUGUAGAGUGUCUGAUGAGUUACUGCAGAAGAAUCUGAAGUCCAUGGAGAAGUCAUUGAAGCAGCUGGAAAUCGACAUUAAGAAUCUAAAGAAGACGCAGAAUGAGGAGGAUAAAUUCUCUAGCGUAAUGAAUGAGUUUAUAUCCUCCGCCAACAGCCAGUACGAAGUCAUGAAGGGCAUGUACAAAAUGGUGGACAAUUUAUACAAAGAAAUGGGCAAAUAUUACACAUUUGAUGUCAAGAAGUAUGCCAUGGAGGAAUUUUUCAAUGAUAUUAAAGUGUUUAAGGAAACAUUUGUGCAAGCACUGAAGGACAACGCAAAGAUUCGUGAAACAAAUGAGAAAAUAAGGCGAGCUAAAGAGGCCAAAGAACGACAGCAAAAGGAGAGGGAAGCCAAACUAGCCAGGAAGAAAGCUCUUGUUGAUAUGACUAUAGAUGAUGACCAAGAAGGUGUGAUGGAUAAUUUACUGGAAGCCCUUAAAACGGGAUCUUGUUUUAAUCGAGAGAAACGGGAUGCUAAACGAAAAACACCACGGGCAGCUGGAGCUGAAAGAAGGGCCCAGUUAUCCAGGUCAAGAUCACGACAGAAUUUACUCAACAUGGACAAUUCUACAAUGAUGGAGAUAAACUUUGAUGACUCUUCUGUAGACACUCCACCUCGGCCCCCCAGGGUUAACCAUGAGAAGCGGGAGGCUCGUCGUGAAUUAGACAUGAGGAGUAGCUUAGUGAAGAAGGACUUUAACGACAAUGAAGAGAGGAGGCGUAAUAGCCAUCAAAAAGAUCUUAAUGACUACGAAGAGAGGAGGCGUAAUAGUCGUCAGAAAGAUCUUAAUGACAAUGGGGAGAGGAGAAGAAAUAGUUGUCAGGAGGAGGGUAGUAGGGGGACAAGUCGUGAAGAAAAACAACGCAGCAGUCUUACUGAUAACGUAAUGUCAGAGGCAGAAAAAAUAUUAGCAAGACUUAAAGACCUCUAGUAGUUACGGCUUUUUCUAUGGUAUAUAACAAUGUAUAGUGUAUGCUGUUUACUCCAAAAUUAUUGUAAAUUUGUGAAUGUGUGGUAGAUAAAAUGCCUUUUACACUUCAAUACGCAGAAAGAUUUUAUUGCCCAAUGUUUGUGAGGAUCUGUGCCUACUUCACUUAAAAUUGUGUUAUAAAUGCAGCUAAUUUACCCACAACACUGAGUGUUGGAAAGAUCCUGUGCCAUUUGUGGGCUCGGAUAAAAAGGGUAUACACCUUAUUUUUUAAUAUGCUUUUCUAUUGUGUCAGUAAUGGCUCUGGGUUAUAUUUUCCAUGUAUGUGCCAAAUGUGUUGUGAUUUAAAACCUAUAAGUCAAUUGCCCUGUAUAUUUUUCUCUUUCACUUAAAAAAAUAUUAAUUAUUCAAACAUCUUUUUCUGAACUUUCAAUUUAACACUUUGUUUUCUUCCUUAUUUCCUUUGAUUUUUUCUUUGUAAUUUUCAUUAAUGCAAGACCACUGUGCCUAGUCUAUUUUUCAGUGAAAUGAUAAGUUAUGCUUUCUGAAUAUUUCAUGGCAUUAAUAUUUACAAUUAUUUUUUGUAUAUAGAAAAACUGCAAAAGUGAUUUUUUUUUCUUUUUUACAUUGGGCUUAAGUAUAUGUUUUGAUAGACAAAUAUUAUGGGUUUAAGAUAUGCUUUCAUGUGUUUUAUGAUAACAAUAAUUCCGGAAAAUUAAUUAUAGCCAUACCUUUGAAAGAUUUUUACAUAUCUUAAAGCUAACCAUGUAACUAACAAAUUUCCCCAAACAUUUAGAAACACUUCUAUAGAAAUGGUGUUUUUUGUUGGUUUUGUUUUGUUUUUGUUUUUUUUUUUUGCACACACAGACAUAAACCUUUGAAUGUUGUGUACAAAUACAUCCAAAAUACAUUUAUAUGAGGUAGAUAAACUGUAUGUAUACAUGUAUGUCCCAGGUAGGAGAACUGUGUAGAUAAUUCUUACCCAGUUAAGUCAUGUUAUCUGAGAUAGAUAAUUCUGUACAUAUGUGUGUAUAUUGCCCAGUUUAGUCUGGUUAUCUGUGAUAUAUAUAAAUGGUCCUUGUCAUGGUCUGGAAGGAAUCCUCGGCUACUCGGGAUACAGGGGACCAAUGGGCUGAAUAAUCAGGAUAAUUCACUCAUCACAAACAUUUCACUUAUUAAAUAUAAUCAUCACAUAAUCACAUUCCAUUCUAUCUUUCAUUAAUGUCUACUAAUGUGUAAGAAUAUGACAUUAUUAUAGAAAAGGAAUUUGUAUUUUAAGAUGCAGUCUUCAAGAAGACAAAAGCACAACAAAUGUUAUUUUUUGGAUUUACCAUGACAUGAAAAUUUUUUCACUACAAGUGUAAGAAUUGUUAAAAGAUAAUCUGUGAGUAUUGUUCCUUUAUUUUGGUCAUAUUAUAAUCGGGAUAUAGAUCUGAUGCAGGAUAAGAGAAAGCUUUCCAAGUGCAAUACUUCUUUGUUUCACUUGUUAUUGUGUUUCUUGUUUAUUGGUUAAAUUUUCUGCCAGGAUGUGUUCAUUUGUUUUGUGUCUGAGCACAGUAUGCCAAAAAAAAAAAGAAACAACUCUCAAAAGCAUUCCACUCCACUGUUUCAUUAUUUAUGCUGAGCAAAUUUUGUACACAUUUUUUAUAUGUUGUUCACUGUUUAUAUAAUGACAAGCAGCACUAUAAAUGUAGCAAAAUUUUAAAAUUCCAUUGACAAGUAAUUAGAUGCUAGUGUAGUGAAUAAUGAAUGUGCCUCCAACAAGAGGAAUUUCUCAGAAUAUUUAGAUCAGUCUCACCAUCUAAGAUAAAACUCUUGUGUAAUACCUUUGAAUGUCUUUGUUCAACACAAGCAUUUUUAAGUAAGAGAUGUAGAUGUUAUAUGUGGAAUGCCUCUCACCAAAGAUACUGUAACUAAUUUUACAUAUGUGCAAGUACAGAAUUUAUAUAGGCAUAGACUAGCUGGAAGCUUGGGUAAAUUGCUCUCUUAGAAAAUGCUAGUAUUUAAUGAUAUUGACACUUUAUAUACAUGUAUGAAUCUCUUACAACUACAUCUUUGCUCCAAAUGUUUGUCCAUGAAUGUAAUCUUGUUUACACAAGUAAUAAAGUGUUCAUUAACUUCAAAUGAAUUCGCCUCUGUUAAAAUGUACUAGAUGUUACUUCUCCUUUAUCUUUCGUCUACCCAAGAAUCAGUCAAUAAUUUUUUUAAGUAGUGAAACUGUUCUACUAGUAUAUGGUGUUUUUCCCCAGUGUUUUAUUUUUUGGGGUGGGGGUGUAUUUAGGUGUUCUUGCUGCCAUGUCUCUUUUGUUGGAGAAUAGAUUUUAGUUCAGUUCUUUAUUAAUUUAUAGAGUUUGUGGGUUUAUGUCAUUUUUAUUUCUUUCCACACUGAAGAGACCGUAGAAAAAAGUACAUGUAGUUUUACAAAAAGUCAUAGUUCAUCCUAGGUUGUGCUCCAUUGGAUAGUGCCUACAACACAAUACUACAGACAUAGCUCAUAUAUCUACUACUGAACAACAUAAGUACCUACCACUAUACAAUAUACUAAAGACAGCUAAAAAAUCAACUAUUGAACAACAGUAAAGACAGAAGCUGCCACUGUAUAAUACUGCAGAUUUAUUGUACCUCACACUACACUAUAAUAGACUAGUAAGAACAGAUACAAAUAUCUAAUGCUGAGUACAGAUAUAGUACCUACCACUGUACAAUGCUGCUUACUUGUGUAUUAUUACUACAUAUUUAUUGUACCUGAUGCUGUACAAUACUGCAGAUGUAGUAUAUGUGCAUAUGGCAUCAUACAAUACUGCAGACAUUGGAUAUGCCAUUGUACAAUACUGCAUACAUAGCAAAAUGUGUAUGUAAUUAUGCAAUACUGCAAAAAUUCACACAAUUCUGAAGUAUUAAGGAAUUGACAGCUAUAGAACUGGCAUCCUUGUAAAGCAGCUUAUUAAUGUUAAUGCUUUUGUUUUUGUACUACCUGUAAGUUAUUGUACAAUAUUACAAAAUGAAAUAUUAAAAGUAUACAAAAGGUA